Molecule: messenger RNA, 3129 nt
Organism: Boleophthalmus pectinirostris (great blue-spotted mudskipper)
Lineage: Eukaryota; Metazoa; Chordata; Actinopteri; Gobiiformes; Gobiidae
Gene: nuak2
Product: NUAK family, SNF1-like kinase, 2
Exons: 6
Coding region: 260-2107 (615 amino acids)
Biological process (GO): protein phosphorylation; intracellular signal transduction; microtubule cytoskeleton organization
Cellular component (GO): cytoplasm
Molecular function (GO): ATP binding; protein serine/threonine kinase activity; tau-protein kinase activity
Source: RefSeq, a predicted model, not a curated record
CUCUCUGGUGCUGGACUUGUACUCGCCUCACUCUAAACUCUCCGCUUUUUCACGAGGACUGCUGCUGCUGGCUCAACCCGACAGAUAGAGACAGAGGCGCACACGCUUUUCUGUCCGCUGUUGUCGCGAUUUUACUUUUACUAUUUUGACUGGUCUGACUUUGGGGCGCUUUUUACGCGCUCUCUACCAAGGAAUGUUUUUAGAAAUUCGUUCUACUCAUCGUUGAGAAAGCAGGCAAAGACUCAAGCUUCAAAGCAAAAUGGAUGUGGUAGGUUUGCGGCGAUUGUCUGCGAAUAGUUGUAGUUUUCCUAUCGAAGAAAACGAACCAAAAACCGCGAGCCAGCUGUCCGUCACGAAGCGCCAAGCCGUGAAGAGGCACCACCAUAAACACAACCUGAAACACAGGUACGAGUUUCUGGAGACGCUUGGAAAAGGCACCUACGGCAAAGUAAAGAAGGCGAAGGAUCGUUCGGGUAAACUGGUUGCUAUAAAAUCCAUCAGAAAAGAGAAAAUUAAAGAUGAGCAAGAUCUUGUCCACAUCCGCAGAGAAAUUGAAAUCAUGUCAUCUUUGUGUCAUCCCCAUAUCAUCACCAUUUAUGAAGUCUUUGAAAACAAGGACAAAAUUGUGAUUGUGAUGGAGUAUGCCAGUCGAGGAGAUCUCUACGAUUACAUUUGUGAUAAAAGAAACCUCUCAGAACGUGAGGCGAGACACUUUUUCAGACAAAUAGUGUCAGCUGUCCACUACUGUCAUCAGAAUGGGAUUGUUCACCGGGACCUGAAGUUAGAGAAUAUUUUACUAGAUGGAAAUGGCAAUGUCAAGAUUGCAGAUUUUGGCCUGUCAAACCUGUUUCACUGUGAUGAGUACCUCCAGACGUUCUGUGGGAGCCCUCUCUACGCCUCUCCUGAGAUUGUGAAUGGACGUCCCUACAGAGGUCCUGAAGUGGACACCUGGUCCCUGGGAGUGCUGUUGUACACACUAGUCCAUGGCUCAAUGCCAUUUGAUGGAUACAAUCAUAAAACACUCGUUCAACAGAUCAGCUCUGGAAAUUAUAGAAGCCCAAAGAAACCAUCUGAUGCAUGUGGGCUGAUUCGCUGGAUGUUGAUGGUAAAUCCUGAGCGCAGAGCAACUAUAGAGGAGAUUGCAGGGCACUGGUGGCUGAACUGGGGUUACCAGCAGCCAUUACUGUCAGAGACAAAGCCCAGCCCAGUGGAGCAGACUCCAGGAUCUCCCACCAAAGCACACACCAACAGUUUGGCUAGUGUUGCUAACUGGCUCAGGCGAACAUCCAGACCGCUCCUUGAGAAUGGGUCAAAAGUCAGAUGUUUGCUGCGCUCACAAGGAGGAGGUGAAGUGAUAAGGCAACGCUCCUUAAGGAGGUCACGCAAAGAAAACAAUGUAUCCCAGGGCAUUCAUGAAGGAAGCUCUGACAGCCGUCCCUUUAAGAGCAUCCUGAAAAGAAGGAACAGUGUUAAACAGAAGGGUGUGAGUGAGGCUCCCGUGGUAGUGCCUGUGGAGCCUCAAACAGUGUUGAGUUUAGCUGUAAAUGAUGUUCCUUCAGCUGCUCCUCGUAAAGGUAUUCUGAAGAAGCCCACGGAGCAAGAGUCCGGGUACUACUCUUCCUCACCUGAAAACAGUGACUCUGGCUGGGUGCCCCCGCCUCAGGAGUGCCCCUCUGAGCCCACUCACAGAAAAGGCAUCCUAAAGCGUAAUGGGAAGUACUCUUCUGGGGGACUGUCAGAGUUUGGAUCACUGGACCAGUUGGCUGCAUCUCUGCCUCGAGGAGUGUCUCGCCUCAAACCCAGCGGGGCCAUCAGCGAGGACAGUAUUUUGUCUUCAGAGUCCUUCGAUCAGUUGGACCUGCCAGACCGCAUGGGCCCCUCGGCACCUCUGAACAAACCAGUGAAGAGUAGUAUGAGAGGCUGUGUGUCAGCAGACAACCUGCUGGACAUUCACGAGCACAGAGUGCUUACAGACGGAUUACAGCGGCCCUGGACCUGCUACGAGGCAGGAGUGGCUGACAGCGCCUUCUCCAUCACAGACUGUGAUAAUGUGACUGAGGCCUACAAACAGGCCAUGGUGCUGCGCAGCACAGCCACAGGUCAGUGACCAGGAGGACAUGGAGGACACCCUGAGGCGAAUGUGCAUUUCACCAAAUGGACGCGAUGUUAGUAACUGCACAGAAACAAAAAUGUGGGCAGAAGUCUAAUUAAAUGUACUGGUAAUCCAUGCUGGAUAUUUAAAAGUCAGAUUUAAAGAAUGAUAAAUGUUUUAUUAUUUUGUAUCAAUCGAUUGUGGUUUUAUAGAGGCCUUGAUGUGUCUGUCAAAGCCUCUUAUUUUCAGGGCUAGUCCUCAAAUGUAUUACUAAAGCAAAUGAUGCCAAAAAGAUUUUUAUUCAAACCCGUCCCAUCAGUUUUUGUUCCUAAAUGGUAUAAGUGGCGCUUCUACUGAAGCAAAGGAAAAAGGAAAUGGCUGCAGCUUUGGAUGUUACCUUUUCUGCUUCUAUCAUGUUGACAAAAGGUACAUUUCUUGCCUUCCAAAGAGCAUGUUGCUAAUGUUUUUAUAAAUUAAAGGAGCUGGUUGUUAUUUGAAUGAGAAUCUCUAGGUGAAUUCAGGGUUGUUUUUCUGAGUUGACCUGAGUUAAGGAGUGACCCGUCUAACUGGUUCAUAAUAACUGUUGAUGACACACAUUAAGUGCUCAUUUUAAUUGUUCAUUAUGUGAGUAUAAAUACUCUUUAAUUGUACUAUAUUAGUGCCUUUGUUGACCCUUUUAUAAUGGCUCAAACAUAAUGACCAAAGACGUAUUUCCCCAGACAGUGAAUUAAAAUGGAGAAAAAAUAAAACAUUUUGUCAGUUGCUAUUGUCAUUCUGAGCAAAAUGAAUGAACAUUAGACGCACUGUGAAGGUCAUUUUAAAUCCUGUUCAUUUCUUUACUUAUGAGCUAUUUUCUGCAUUAGACUGGAAAUUUCUUUGUUUUAGAGAAAUUUAUGUGACUGGGCUUUUUUGUACAUUGACAGUUUGUACAGUUAAAAGUAUUGAACCUGUGCCAAUGGGCUGUAUUUUUCAUUAUGGUCCAGUCUGUACUGCUGACAUGAAAAUGGGAGAAACAAUAAACAAAAUUAAUGAGCUUA